This is a messenger RNA of Ylistrum balloti, 951 nucleotides long. RefSeq lists its product as uncharacterized. Bases 1 to 951 code for a protein of 316 amino acids. Lineage: Eukaryota; Metazoa; Mollusca; Bivalvia; Pectinida; Pectinidae. The record is from RefSeq and is a predicted model, not a curated record. The transcript has 4 exons.
AUGUGUCAUUCUCCUCACCACAUCGACUCCGAUUUGUCUCCACUAGUACGAGAACUGUUAACUAAAAUGAAUGCCUUCAUCUGUCUAGCUUUCUGCCUUAUUGUGGCUGUUAGUUCAGCAGGUACAUAUGGAGGUGGGUCCGGUGGUGUGGGAGGAAGUAUGGGUGGAGGUGGAACAGGAGGCGGACCCUUCGGUGGAAUGGGCGGUGGAAAAGGAGGAAUGAGCGGUAUGGGCGGUGGUCCCUUCGGAGGAAUGGGAGGUGGAAAAGGAGGAAUGGGUGGAGAAAUGGGAGGUAGCCCCUUCGGAGGAAUGGGAGGCGGACCCUUCGGUGGAAUGGGAGGCGGACCCUUCGGUGGAAUGGGAGGUGGAAAAGGAGGAAUGGGUGGAGGAAUGGGAGGUAGCCCCUUCGGAGGAAUGGGAGGAGGACCCUUUGGUGGAAUGGGAGGUGGAAAAGGAGGAAUGGGUGGAGGAAUGGGAGGAGGACCCUUCGGUGGAAUGGGUGGUGGAAAAGGAGGAAUGGGAAGUGGACCCUUCGGAGGAAUGGGCGGCGGAAAAGGAGGAAUGGGAGGUGGAAUGGGAAGUGGACCCUUCGGAGGAAUGGGAGGAGGACCCUUCGGUGGAAUGGGCGGCGGAAAAGGAGGAAUGGGAGGUGGAAUGGGAGGUGGUCCCUUCGGAGGAAUGGGAGGUGGACCCUUCGGUGGAAUGGGAGGAGGACCCUUCGGUGGAUCGGGAAGUGGAAAAGGAGGAAUGGGAAGUGGAAUGGGAGGUGGUCCCUUCGGAGGAAUGGGCAGUGGACCUUUUGGAGGAAUGGGAGGAGGACCAUUCGGUGGAAUGGGCGGUGGAAAAGGAGGAAUGGGCGGAGGAAUGGGAGGUGGACCAUCCGGAGGAAUGGGCGAUAGACCUUUUGGAGGAAUGGGAGGUGGAAACGGCAGAAUCGGUGGAGGAUAUUAA